AUGCCGACAAUUCAAACAAGUAGCCGGUCCGCAAACACCGCUUUGAAACAGCCAAAAGAACUUUUCUCAUAUUCGAGAACUGUUGGCGGAACUUGGAACUUUGAUGAGGAAGUCUCCAAAGAAGAGGCCAUCAGCUAUUUCUACUUCCCCGAUUCGGAUGUCAACAAAAAGAUCAAUCUUUCUGAUGGAUUGCAAAACUUUCAGAAAAUUCCAGACAUGUUAAACGUGGCUGACUUUCCAUCAUAUCUCCGAAGCAUCCAAAACCAUGAACAGGAAACUGGAAAGAAGAUAAAGGCAGAUAUAAUCACCUUCAGAGGAAUAAUGACAAAACUUCUCACACUUCCUUACAAUCUGAAUUCUCCUAUCGACAUGUAUGCAAUUGCAUAUGAUGGCCAAAUAUUCUUGAAGAAUAACGAUGAGCUUGACCAAUCACGAAGAGAUAAGGAGCAAGAAGAACUUUCAAGUAACCCUCAAAAGAAGGAACAUCUUGAACGUUGCGAAUACGUUGGAUACAAAUUCGAGACUAUAACCACGCUUCCUAAACCAUGGGCACAAUGUAGUCGUCCUAUGAUUGAGAAAAGGCCUAAGAAAGUGGUCAAUAACUACGAACAAUACAUAUCAGUGGUGAGAUCAGGAAUUGGAAAGGUGAAAACAGUUCUUGCAGGCGAGGUGGACUGUAUUUGGGACUUUCUCCCUGAGGGUGGUGAAAACAUUCUUCCUCAUUAUGCGGAACUCAAGACCAGUCGCGUGGUAGACACUCCCCAUCAUGCAAUGCAGUUCGAAAAGAAAUUGUUCAGAACUUGGGCCCAAUGUUUCUUGAUUGGUAUCAAGAGGGUUGUGUAUGGGUUUCGUGAUGAUCAAUACAUUUUGAAGGAUGUUGAGGUCUACGACACAGAAGAGAUUCCACUUCUUAUUAAGGACAACGAGAUUCCUCGCAGUAACAAUCCAAGGAUUUUAUGUAUAGAGGCUCUUAAAUGGUACGGUGCACUUUUGGAGUGGUUGGUACAGAGCAUCGAUAGAAAUAACGAGCAAGUGGCUUACAAGAUUAGGUAUGUUCCUGGUCAGAAUCAGGUCCAAUUGAGCGAGUGCUCCAAAGAAGAGAACGAGAAACUACGUAAUGGGGCCAUUUUGUCUGAGGAGUUCAAGCAAUGGCGUGACAGCAUAAGGCAAACGUGA
Molecule: messenger RNA, 1176 nt
Organism: Australozyma saopauloensis
Lineage: Eukaryota; Fungi; Ascomycota; Pichiomycetes; Serinales; Metschnikowiaceae
Product: decapping nuclease
Exons: 1
Coding region: 1-1176 (391 amino acids)
Biological process (GO): nuclear-transcribed mRNA catabolic process; NAD-cap decapping
Cellular component (GO): cytosol; nucleus
Molecular function (GO): mRNA 5'-diphosphatase activity
Source: RefSeq, a predicted model, not a curated record